GGUCACACUUGAGUGAUCACAUUAUACCUAUAGUUAUCGACAGUGUAACGCCAGUCAGUAACGGGCUUCCGGAUAGGCAGCAUCAAAACAAAUUUGACGGAUUCAUAUACAAGAAUACAUCAUGGCAAUAAUGGACACUACAAAAAUAUUCAAAAUAUCAAUAGGAUGUGCUUUAGCUGGAUGUAUAUUUCACCUGGUCGGUCUAGCUACACCUAUUUGGACCUCGCAAUGGUCGGAUCUACUGCUUUCUCUUACGGGUCCUCACUCCGGUUUGUUCACAAAAUGCGGGAUAUUUUUUUGUGAACCCAACCCUCAAACAGAGAGUUGGUUCAAGGCUACCCAAGCGUUUGCCAUACUUGGAGUCCUGGCCGGCUUUGCUUCUUUAGUGGUGACCGUACUGUAUCUGCAAUAUGAGAAGCUGAAGACGGACAUAAUGUACAAAGCUGCAGUUGGAGGUCACAUUGCGGCAGCGGUAUUCAUCUUCCUGGCAGUCGUCAUUUACGGAGCUAAGGCCAUUGGGAAUUUGGCCUUGUCCUUCGGAUUGUCCAUCGUUGGGAUGCUAUUCCACGCAGUCGCAGGAAUUCUAAUGGGUAUCGACAAGUUCAAGACCAUACCACAAUAGACUGACGAAGGAACGACAGUGGUGGAGUUAUCGCCUUUUGUAAUUUGCUUUCUUGUAAUAUUUUUACAUUAACCGCUUUUAAAUACUUUUAUUUACUGUACGAAUGGUCGUCAUCAUGUUGCUUUAUUUAUCUCCGUUUCAAGUCUUCCUGUCGUUCAAUCGGAUCAAUUCGCCAUUUUUUCGUCACAUUUGAACAGUUUAGCGGAAGGUUUCGAAAUAAGGCAUACUUGUAAUGCGAACAAAUGAUAUCUCUCUCCUUAAUGAAAAUAACUAAUUAUUAUAAACAAUCUCAAUAAUCUCAGAUCUGAAGAGGACUUCAAGGCACACUUAACCUAUACAGCCCCUGAAGCCCUCAUCACACUCUAAAACAUACCCCAGUUUUUAUCUUUUAUCUAUACCUUGCACAAAACAUCACCCCCCCCCCCCUCCAACUAAUCACUGUAAAUAACCCCCUUUUCACGCCUCUGCAAUAGGACCCCCGUAAUUUAAAGAAGAAGAAACCUGAUCCCAUGAUCCCAUGAUAAUAUUUUUAUUUAAAAACAUUGCAGAUCUCAUGUAUGAUUUUUUAUGUAAACAAAUACAAGAAGAACAUGUUUGAGGAUCUAGAUUACAAAAUAAGAGAAGUGGGGUUUUAGCUAAAUGAGAAGUAAAUAGAAACCUUAAAAUUGUUAAUUUAAUGAUAUAAUUCUGUUGGUGUUUUUGUUCAAACAGAGUGUAGGAAGAGUGAUAUUUUUAGAUACACCAUGUAUCUUUUUUAUCCUCGCAUGCAUCUUUGUUUGUGUCACGUGAUCAACAUGCAAAGCUACAGGUGCACAUGUUUAUGUCACAAUCAAUUGAUUAAAACAAAUAGUCCUUGUUAUUCUUAAUGAUUUAUUUUAAACGGACAGGUAUCAUGGUUUAUUUCAUAAUCAAUAAACACUGAUUCAUUUUUGAUAAAAUCGAAAUAACUUUUCCACAAAACAAACAUGGCGCAGUAAGUUCACGGAUGUGUAACGUCAACCUGUCAGAAGAUAGAAUUACAAAUACCGCGCCAAACAUUUUAUAAGACAAUGUCAUCCCAUGUGGAGAAUAGCCAAAUUUAAGAUUUUUAUGAUUGGUCCUGUAUAUAACGAACGAUUGGUCCUCAGUAUAAAUACAAUAAUUGGCUCCCAGUUGUUUCUAUUCUGUCACCCCUCAGGUCAAAACAUGAUUUGGGUCGUAUUGCAACUGGUUUUGUUCAUGUAGUAUUUAGCAGAAAAACCCAUGAUUCAUGAAGUCAUUUGACACUGUCAUAAAUGUUCCACACAAAAUUCACAAUAAAGCGAUAGUAAACAUCUUACCAAAACAGAAAUCUAUCAAUCACUUCACUAGAGAAAAAGUAACAUUUUAUAAGGACAACGGAAGACGACUUUUCUACUUAGUAUGUAUUUAUAUCGUUUUGCAUUCCUGUAUAAAUAUCGUAUCACAAGUUGAAUUUGUUAUUAAUGAAUUUGUUUGUAUUACACUUCAUAGAACGACUGCAUGUUAAUAUAUGUUAUGUUGUUAUCAAUAUGAAACAUAGUGGCAGUAUUCAACAUUAUUUUGCUUUACCAUUUACCGAAUAAUAAUGUUCAUUCCAUAUAGAUCACUAUUGAAAUCAAACAAAUUAUUUUUGGUCUAUUAUAUUAAUUUGCUAGCAUGGAAGUUAAGUAUUGCCAGGGAUGGGACCUCGGGAUCAACAACCUAACCAGUAUGUGUCCCUCUCGUGAUGGAAAUUAAGUACUGCAAAGGGAUGGGGCCUCGGGAUCAACACCCUUAAAAGCAUGUGUCCCUCUCGUGAUAGAUAUUAAGUACUGUCAGGGAUGGGGCUUCGGGAUCAACACCCUUACUAGUAUUUGUCCCCAAAUAACGGAAAUAAGUAUUGCCUGGGAUGGGGUCUCGGGAUCAACACCCUAAACAGUUUGGCCCCUCCAGUGAUGGAAAUUAAGUACUGCCAGGGAUGGGACCUCGGGAUCAACACCCUUACUAGUAUUUGUCCCCAAAUAACGGAAAUAAGUAUUGCCAGGGAUGGGGACUCGGGAUCAACACCGUUAACAGAAUGUGUCACUGUCGUAAUAAAAGUUAAGUAUUGCCAUGAAUGGGACCUCGGGAUCAACAACUUUACCAGUAUGUGUCCCUUAUCGUAAUGGAAAUUAAGUGCUGCCAGGGAUCGGACCUCGGGAACAAAAUUAGCUAACUUGUGGAAUUUGUUCCACAUUAAAUGGAUGAAGUAAUUAUUUUAUCUGCACAUAUACACUGCAAGUCUUUGUUUCUGAUUAAUUAAAUAAAA
This is a messenger RNA of Mizuhopecten yessoensis (Yesso scallop), 2909 nucleotides long. RefSeq lists its product as uncharacterized. The record is from RefSeq and is a predicted model, not a curated record. The transcript is spliced from 3 exons. Bases 122 to 622 code for a protein of 166 amino acids. NCBI's taxonomy places the organism in Eukaryota, Metazoa, Mollusca, Bivalvia, Pectinida, Pectinidae.